UUCAGUCGCGCAGUAUCAGCUGGCAGUGUAGUGUUCGUGGACCGGACUUACUUUUGUAAUAAUAUUGUGGUUGUUCUUUCACUUCGCGACAGAGAAGAAUUUCAUUCUCUCUUUCGUUCGUGCGCCACGAAAGAGACGAUAGCCGAUUGCAAGAUGACUCUCGUACAACCCACCGUGGAGAUGCAACGGCACAUCCGCACCGAGCUCAACGAAGACGUGUCGACCAGGGAAAAGGAUCUGGAACAUAUCAAAGAAUGGUUACGUUUGCAACCACACUUGCCGCAAUUUCAUGAUGAUGCUCGCAUCAUGACGUUUCUCCGAGGAUGCAAAUUCUCACUGGAAAAGACCAAGAGRAAGUUGGAUAUGUACUUCACGAUGAGAGCGGCUGUACCGGAGUUUUUCAGUAACCGAGACCCAACCUUACCGGAAAUCAAGGAAGUGAUGAGAGUCGCAAACGUACCACCACUUCCGGGUUUGACGCCAAAUGGACGCCGCGUGGUCAUGAUGAGCGGUGUAGAUUUGGAUCAAAUAGCUGCGACCGUGGCCGAUGGUAUGAAAGUAGUGCUAAUGAUCGGUGACAUUAGAUUAAAAGAGGAACACGUUGGUGUGGCCGGAGACGUGUACAUUCUGGACGCCAGCGUGGCUACCCCUCAGAAUUUUGCCAACCACUUUGCCAAGUUUACACCAUCUCUGAUCAAAAAGUUCCUCAUUUGUGUACAGGAAGCAUAUCCAGUUAAAUUGAAGGAAGUGCACGUAAUAAACGUUUCACCACUGGUUGAUACAAUUAUCAACUUCGUGAAGCCGUUCCUUAAAGAAAAAAUACGCACCAGGAUCCAUGUGCAUUCGUCAUUAGACUCAUUAAACGAAUUUGUACCUAGGGACAUGCUUCCAGAAGAAUAUGGAGGAAAAGCUGGACCGAUCGCUGACAUUAACAGCCAAUGGUAUGAAAAACUGGUGACUUACAAAGAUUGGUUCAAGGAACAAGAAAAAAUCAAAGCUGACGAGUCCCGACGCCCUGGAAAGCCGAAGACACACGACGAUCUAUUCGGAAUGGAAGGUUCCUUCAAACAACUUUCUAUUGAUUGAAUGCAUCAACUUCGUUUUUAAAAAAAUACUUUAUAUGAUUUACGCAUAUUUUUAGUUGUUCAAUAAUGUGAACACUUCACAAACUGGGUGGUAGCCUAGACAAUUUUUU
This is a messenger RNA of Diuraphis noxia (Russian wheat aphid), 1195 nucleotides long. RefSeq names its product alpha-tocopherol transfer protein-like. Lineage: Eukaryota; Metazoa; Arthropoda; Insecta; Hemiptera; Aphididae. The record is from RefSeq and is a predicted model, not a curated record. Gene Ontology annotation, molecular function: phosphatidylinositol bisphosphate binding. Gene Ontology annotation, cellular component: membrane.